AUGGCUGCCGCUGUAGCCUCGCUCCAUUCCCUCCUGGGCCGCUCCUCAGUCGACGACCAUGACGAAGCCCUCCGCGUAGCCGACGCCGCUCUCUCUGCGGCGCGCGCAGAUGAGGACAUCGCCACGGCGCGCCACGCCAAGGCCGUCGCCCUGCUCAAGCUCGACCGCUUCGACGACGCCCUGCGCGUGCUCGCCGACCACCCGGACCAGGGCGACUUCUGCCUCCUCGAGCGCGCCUACGCCCUCUACAAGACCGGCCAGCUCGGCGAGGCGCGGGCCCUCUGCCGCAGGGCCGCCGAGAGCAGCCGCGGCCUGCGGCACGUGGCCGCCCAGGCGGCGUACCGGGCCGACGACUUCCUCGACGCCGAGGAGCUGUACGGCGCCCUGACGGCCGAUACCAAGGCGGUCAUGGCGAUGGACGAGUCGGCGGACCUGCGCGUCAACGAGCUGGCCGUGCAGGCGCAGCUCGGCUGGUCCGGGCUCUCGGACCCGGCGGCGCUCGCCUCGUCGCGCGAGGACAUGCUGGCGUUUGAGACGACCUACAACUAUGCGUGCGUGCACCUGGGCAGGGGCGAGUACAGGCAGGCAGACAUACUCCUCAUGAGGGCCCGGCAUCUCUGCGAGUCUUCGGAGGAGCUGAGCGAUGAGGACAAAAAGGCCGAGCUGCUGCCCAUCAAGGUUCAGCAGAUGCUCGUGCUCGCCCGCCAGGGCAAGCUGAGCGAGGCGGCCGAGAUACAAAAGUCGAUCGACAUCUCCGAGAUUCCGGAAGGCUCAACAAAAGCGGUCGCCGAGUACAACUCACUGGUCCUCGGUGAUGAAACCAACCCAUACAUGGUACAGCGACUGGCCGAGUCGAUAAAAACGCCGUCAUCCGGCAGCGAUCGCCUCUUUCAGCACCAAGCCGAUAUCAUGCAGAGGAACAGAUACAUCAUCGAGCUCCAGUGCCACAAAUUCAAGGGUGUCGCGAAGAAUACUGCGAAGCGAAUCGCGGCAGACAAGGAAGCCGGGCGGAGUACUCUGGCGGGCACCACCGGCCUCGGUGUCCUCAAUGCUGCCGCACAUGCAAACCUCGAGACCGGAAAGGGUGCCCUGGCACGCAUCCUGCCGCUGCUCGAAACCCGCCCCGAUGACGUCGGACUCCUCCUUACCAUCAUCCAGCUCUACAUCCAGACCAAGAACCCCGGGCCGGCCAUCAGCCUCCUGGAGGCCUUCUUCAAGCGGCUAGAGGCCGCGACGACUCCGGACCACGCCGACGUCCGCUUCGCGCCGGGCCUGGUGGCCCUGGCCGUCGGCCUGUACAAGCUCCAGGGCCGCCACAACGCCGUGCGGAGCGAGCUCUCGCGCGCCGUCGCCCACUGGCAGGACAAGGCGGGCUCUCAUAACUCGGGCGCCUCGCUGCUGCGCGAGGCGGGCGUCGAGCUCCUGCGCUCUCACAACCCGUCGGACCUCGCCACGGCCGGCGCCGCCUUUGAGCGGCUCUCGUCGUCGAACCCGUCCGACAGGGUCGCCCACGCCGGCCUCGUCGCCUCCUUCGCCGCCUCCGACUACGCCAAGGUCGAGCCGCACCUCGAGAGCCUCAUGCCCGUCGAGAAGCUCACCAAGGACGUCGACGUCGGCGCCCUGCUCACCAAGGGCGUCGCCUCCCUGGCCCCUCCUCCUGCUCCCUCCUCCUCGACUGGCCAGAAGCGCCCCGCCGCGGACGCGGACGCGGACGCCGAGCCGGCCGCCGGCGGCAGGAAGAAGCGCAGGCGGACGCGCAAGCUGCCCAAAGACUACGACCCCAACCGCAAGAUGGACCCGGAGCGGUGGCUGCCGCUGCGCGACCGCAGCUCGUACCGGCCCAAGGGCCGCAAGGGCAAGAAGCGCGCGGCCGAGGCGACGCAGGGCGGCAUGCCCGUCGGCGGCGCCGGUGCCGCCGAGGAGACGCUCGAGCUGGCGGGCGGCGCCGGGUCCGUCCGGGUCGAGAAGGCGCCGCAGGGGGGCGCGAGCGGGGGCAAGAAGAAGAAGAAGGGAAAGAAAUAA
This is a messenger RNA of Thyridium curvatum, 2022 nucleotides long. RefSeq lists its product as uncharacterized. Lineage: Eukaryota; Fungi; Ascomycota; Sordariomycetes; Thyridiales; Thyridiaceae. Gene Ontology annotation, molecular function: 7S RNA binding; protein binding; ribosome binding. The record is from RefSeq and is a predicted model, not a curated record. Gene Ontology annotation, cellular component: signal recognition particle, endoplasmic reticulum targeting. Bases 1 to 2022 code for a protein of 673 amino acids. The transcript has 2 exons. Gene Ontology annotation, biological process: SRP-dependent cotranslational protein targeting to membrane.